This is a messenger RNA of Camelina sativa (false flax), 468 nucleotides long. Its product is annotated as large ribosomal subunit protein eL29y. Lineage: Eukaryota; Viridiplantae; Streptophyta; Magnoliopsida; Brassicales; Brassicaceae. The record is from RefSeq and is a predicted model, not a curated record. Gene Ontology annotation, biological process: cytoplasmic translation. Gene Ontology annotation, molecular function: structural constituent of ribosome. Gene Ontology annotation, cellular component: ribosome; cytosolic large ribosomal subunit.
AUUUUAAGGCCCAUAUAUUAUCUAUUAGGGCACUUUGGUGAUUUUAAAACCCAUCCCUUUUCGCGGAAAGCAACUCUGUCUCUCCUCUCGAUCUCUCACCCCUUGCUCAGAGAUGGCCAAGUCGAAGAAUCACACGGCGCACAAUCAGUCUGCCAAGGCGCAUAAGAACGGAAUCAAGAAGCCAAGGAGGCACCGUCACACCCCAACCAGAGGAAUGGACCCUAAGUUCCUGAGGAACCAGAGGUAUGCAAGGAAGCACAACGUCAAGAGCGGCGAGAAUGCUAGUGUUGAAGAAUAGAUCUUUUGAUCGUCUUCUGAUUGACAUUUUGAGGUUCUUCAUCUUAUGAAAUUUAUGACUUUUUUCUUCUUAAGACAAAGGAACCAAUGUAAUAUCAGUGAUUGUUCAUUUCAGAUUCUCUUAUCUUGCGAGUUACUUGAUUUUGAUACAAUUAUUUUCACUUGUUCGUU